AUGAUGGUGGCACGAGUGAAAGCCGAUUCACGGGUGGUGCGAAGUGAACCGCCCACGUACGUUUCUAUCAAUGAGGAAAGCGAGCAUUCCGAAGUGGAAGAACAGGAGGAAGAAGUUGAAGAACCUGGAGGAAAAGUUGGAAAGUUUGUGCCCAGCAGAAGGAGCCACGAUGAGGCGCCUACGCACAAACCUCGCUAUCCUCGAGAGGACACAUUUACACGAACAGUCUCCGCUCAGUCACUCCCUGUGAAUGAUCGCCUGGAGGAGCUCUCACAAAUGAGCAUCUAUGAUAGGACCCUUCACAUGCUUGCAGUAGACCCUAUCUAUCAAAAAGAGGUAGCACUCGGAAAACGGAUAGGUUUUUAUCGACUAGGCAAAGAGCUCGGUGCAGGAAAUUUCUCAAAAGUGAAGCUAGGAAUCCAUGUUCUAACUAAAGGUGAGCCUUUAAUCUCACGAUCUACUUACGGAACAAAAAACAAUUGA
This is a messenger RNA of Ostertagia ostertagi, 483 nucleotides long. The record is from the annotation of a GenBank genome assembly. Lineage: Eukaryota; Metazoa; Nematoda; Chromadorea; Rhabditida; Trichostrongylidae.